This is a messenger RNA of Camarhynchus parvulus, 825 nucleotides long. It is a transcript of the gene HOXC12, whose product is annotated as homeobox C12. The transcript is spliced from 3 exons. Gene Ontology annotation, molecular function: DNA-binding transcription factor activity, RNA polymerase II-specific; sequence-specific double-stranded DNA binding. NCBI's taxonomy places the organism in Eukaryota, Metazoa, Chordata, Aves, Passeriformes, Thraupidae. Gene Ontology annotation, biological process: regulation of DNA-templated transcription. The record is from RefSeq and is a predicted model, not a curated record. Bases 1 to 825 code for a protein of 274 amino acids.
AUGGGCGAGCACAACCUGCUGAACCCCGGCUUCGUGGGGCCGCUCCUCAACAUCCACACGGGCGACGCCUUCUACUUCCCCAACUUCCGCGCGUCCGGCGGCCAAAUCCCGGCGCUGCCGUCGCUGCCGUACCCGCGGCGGGACAACUUCGCCUCGCUGCCCGCCUGGGCGCCCUCGGAGCCCUGCGGGCCGUACCCGCAGCCCUACCUGGGCUUCGGCCGCGCCUGCGAGCUCGCCCGGCCCGACGAGGGCAAGUGCUGCUACCGCGACGGCGACGCCAAGGGCCGCGAGGGCCGGGACGCGGCGCUGCUGCCGCUGGAGCCGCCGGCAGCGGGGAGCGGCCCGAGCCCCCAUGUGGGCACCAACCCUGGCGCUCUGGGCACCAACCCCGGCGCUCUGGGCACCCUCGGCGGCGGAUUCGGCAAGUUCGAGUUCGGCGGCGCCGAGGGCGGCGCGCAGGAGGCGCAGAGCUGCCCCGGCCUGGAGGCGGAUUCGGGAUCCGCGCUGCUCGCCGAGGCCGCCAAGGGAGACGCGCCCGGGCUGCUGUCCCCGCUGGGCGCCGGCGGAGCGGCCCUGAGCACGGGCGGGGCGCCCUGGUACCCGCUGCACACGCGCUCGCGCAAGAAGCGCAAGCCGUACUCGAAGCUGCAGCUGGCGGAGCUGGAGGGAGAAUUCCUGGUGAACGAAUUCAUCACCCGGCAGCGCCGCCGCGAGCUCUCGGACCGCCUGAACCUCAGCGACCAGCAGGUCAAGAUCUGGUUCCAGAACCGCCGCAUGAAGAAGAAAAGGCUCCUCCUCCGCGAGCAGGCGCUCAGCUUCUUUUAG